AUCAUAUUACUAAUCAACCCAUCUGCCGCAGAUGCUGUCAGGCAGAAGAAACGACCAAACAUCUCUUUUGUGAUUGUUUCUAUGCCCAAUCUAUUUGGAGAGCUUUCACAUCACUGUUUGUUUGAUCCGCAUCAAUCUUUGGAAGCAAAAAUGGAUGCAAUCCUCUCUGGCCACAUAGCUUCCAUCAACCCGGAUAUCCACCAAGUAGGUCUUUGGAUUUUGUGGAGAAUCUGGAAGAGUAGAAAUCUUCUUGUGUUCCAACAGCAGAAUCUUUCAUGGGAAAACGGUAUCGCUUUGGCUAAUAAUGAUGCUAGAGACUGGAUGGCUGCCAAUGAGUAUCUCCAACAGCUUCAUGAACCUGCGCCCAAUGUAUCAACAUUUCGGCAAUCUUCAAGAUCAACACAAUGGAAGAAAGCAACAAAUGGAUGGAUAAAAUGUAACUAUGAUGGCUCUUUUCUCAACAGUAAUGUUCCAUCCAAAGCAGGAUGGGUGUUUCGAGAUGAUAGUGGCAAUUUUAGAGGAGCAGGUCAAGCCAUUGGUUUAGUGACAUCAACUGCUUUAGAGAGUGAGUGGCAGGCACUUCUAAUAGCUAUGCAACAUGCUUGGACAAAGGGAUUCCGCAGGGUUAUUUUUGAAGGAGACAAUAAGCAACUUGUGGAUCUUAUAAAUCAACGACAAUUACAUUUUGCUUCAUUCAAUUGGCUCAGGGAUGUGUAUCAUUGGAAGCUGAAAUUUGAGGACAUAUAAAUCGUUUAAACAUCAAGAGCGAGCAAUCAACCUGCUGAUCAAUUAGCAAGAGACAACUCUCCUACUAGACCACUGUUUCAAAGCUUUUUACAUGUACCUAGCUUGAUUGCUACUACUAUUCACAAUGAUUUUGUAACUUCUGGUUAAUAUAUUGAAAUUAGCUGU
This is a messenger RNA of Arabidopsis arenosa, 912 nucleotides long. NCBI's taxonomy places the organism in Eukaryota, Viridiplantae, Streptophyta, Magnoliopsida, Brassicales, Brassicaceae. The record is from the annotation of a GenBank genome assembly.